This is a messenger RNA of Lasiosphaeria miniovina, 1574 nucleotides long. RefSeq names its product short-chain dehydrogenase/reductase SDR. Bases 267 to 1232 code for a protein of 321 amino acids. The record is from RefSeq and is a predicted model, not a curated record. NCBI's taxonomy places the organism in Eukaryota, Fungi, Ascomycota, Sordariomycetes, Sordariales, Lasiosphaeriaceae. The transcript has a single exon.
AUUCGUCAGAGCUCGGACGAGUUCGCACCAAUAUCUAACCCGUGCGUGCCGUGUUCAAAAGCCAAGCAGCCGCAUCUGUGCGCACGGUACGGCGGCGUCCACCGUAGCCCAAUUUUGCUCGCUCUAUAUAAACGGCCAGGCUGCUACUCUUUGGAGAGCGUAGCCUUUUCUUGACACAAGCUAGAAACAUUUACGGCAGCAACCACCUAGCAGCAGACGUCCACUACUUCCAGUAUUACCAGCAAGGCAUCGCUAGAAGAAUACACAUGGAACAUUCGAUCGGGCUCGUCACCGGCGCCACCUCAGGGCUCGGUCAUGCGGCAGCCCGCGCUCUUGCCGGAGACGGCUGGCGCGAGAUCAUCGUCACCGGGCGCAGCCUGACUCGGGUCCAGGAAACGGCCGCUCAGCUCGCGGCGAGGUCCGGGAGGCAGGUCUUCACGCCGCUGGAGCUAGAUCUAGACAAGCCGUCCAGUGUUCAGUCCGCCCUCGCCGAGCUCGUCAAGCGAGGUCGGCCUAUCGAUUUCCUACUGCUCAAUGCAGGGUUGCUCCCAGGGAACAAGCGCGUGCUCACUACGGCCGGCGUCGAGCUAUCCCAGGCCCCGCUAAUCGGCCAUCAUCAACUGACUGUCGGGUUGCUCCGAGCCAACCUGCUGAGUCCCAACGCGCGGAUUGUUAUCUCCGGCGCGGAACCUGCCCGAGGGGACAUGGCCCUGUUCAGCUUGACAGACGUGGCGGACUUCGCGGCCAAACACCACCAGGGUGACCGAACCGCCGCUGUUGAAGCCCUGUUGCGCAACGGGCCGAACGUGAAGUACGUGCCCAACCGGGCGUAUGCCGAUGCGAAGCUCAUCAUCACUUGGUGGGUCGCGGCACUGGCACGCCGGCUACCCUCCGGCAUGGCCGUAUACGCCGUGGCGCCCGGCAGCGCGCCCGACACCAAGGCGCCGCGUAACGCUGGCCUGGCCGUGAAGUGGGUGAUGAUUCCGCUGCUGAAGAUCAUCCCCGGCAUGACGAUGACUCCUGAGACCGCCGCCCGUCGGUACCUCCAGGCAUCGGAGUUCGGAACCGACGUCUCAGGGCAAUUCUUCGCCUCGGCGCCCAAGAAGCUUACCGGCCCAAUCGAGGCGAUGCGCCACCCACACUUUCACGAUCGCGCCAACCAGGAAGCCGCGUGGCAGGCCGUCGUCAAGGUCUCCGGCGUCGACCUUUCCGAUGACCAGCGCCCACACUAGAACACCAAGACACAAGACACGUAAGCAGUGAAAAUGCCCGGCGAGUAGACCCCAGGCCUACCACCAAACCUCUCUCUGCCAUCCCCCCCUCCUCCUCUCGGCAGCGUAGCUGCUGUAGGUUUUUGAGCUGGCAGGAGCGGGGCGAAGCGGUAGGCUGGGUCUCUGUUGGCGGACUGUAUAGAGGGGUAGAUUAGUUUCUAGUGGGCUUGCGGUAGAUAUUCUUGCGAUGAGAACUUUAAGGCUGGUCUGAGGUGAUGUGGCUUUGCGGAAACAUACGCUCCUCCGUGACUUGGAUGCAAUAGUUAGAAUUAGCGAGCACCGAAAAGCUGUUCAUAAUAAAAA